Musa acuminata AAA Group (dessert banana) is the source of this 1904-nucleotide messenger RNA. RefSeq lists its product as uncharacterized. The record is from RefSeq and is a predicted model, not a curated record. NCBI's taxonomy places the organism in Eukaryota, Viridiplantae, Streptophyta, Magnoliopsida, Zingiberales, Musaceae. The transcript has 2 exons. Bases 38 to 1171 code for a protein of 377 amino acids.
CUCUGUUUCUUCGAGAAACAGAGAGGAGCGGUGGGGCAUGAGGAGUGAAGAAAAGAAGAAGAAGAGGGAAAAGAAGAGAGGAGGAAGGAGAGAGGAAGAAGAGGGAGAAGAGAAGAAGAAGAAGAAGAGGAGGUGGCUGCAGCGAGGGCUGCAGCGAGGAGCUGUGGGGCGUGGGAAGAAGAAGAGAGGAAGAAGAGGGAGAAGAGAAGAAGAAGAAGAAGAAGAAGAAGAAGAAGAAGAAGAGAGGAGGAUAGCUGCGGCAAGGCUGCAGCGAGGAGGUGUGUGGCUUUGGGGAGGAAAAGGGAAGAGGAGAAGAAGAGAAGGAGAAGAAGAGGGAAAAGAGAGGCAGCUGCAGCAGCCAGGGCUGCAGCACCUCUGUUUCCCGCAGGUGGAAACAGAGGAGAGGAUGUGUGGGGCGUUGAGGAUGAAAAGGGAAGAAGAAGAAGAAGAAGAAGAAGAAGAAGAUAGCUGCGGCAAGGCUGCAGCGAGGAGAUGUGUGGCCUUGGGGAGGAAAAGGGAAGAGGGGAAGAGGAGAAGAAGAAGAAGAGGAAGAGAAAGAGGUGUGAUACCUCUGUUUCCUGCAGAGGAAACAGAGGAGAGGGUGUGUGUGACGCCGGGGAAGAAGGGGCUGCAGCUGCGGCGAUGGCAGCUGCAGCUGGAAGAGAAGAAGAAGAGGAAGAUGAGCAGGGGAGGAGGGAGAGGUUGCGGCCGUGGCUGCGGCCGUGACUGCAGCAGUUGCAGCGGGGAGAGAAGAAGAAGAAAGGAAGGAGAAGGGAAAGAAGUAGCUGCGGCUGCGGUUGUGGCAGCUGCAGCUAUGGCAGGGAAAGAGGAAGAGAAAAAGGAAAGGAAGAAGAAGAGAAAGGGAAGGAGAGGAAGAAGAGAGGAAGAGGAGAAGGGGCCGCGGCUGCGGCGAUGGCAGCUGCAGCUGUGGCAGGGAAAGAGAAAAAGGAAAGGAAGAAGAAGAGAAAGGGAAGGAGAGGAAGAAGAGAGGAAGAGGAGAAGGGGCUGCGGCUGCGGUGAUGGCAGCUGCAGCUGUGGCUGGGAAAGAAGAGAAGGAAAGGAAGAAGAAGAGAAAGGGAAGGAGAGGAAGAAGAGAGGAAGAGGAGAAGGGGUGGCAGCUGCGGCAGUGGCAGCUGCAGUUGGAAGAGAAGUAGGAGAGGAAAUAGAGUAGCAGAGGAAGAAGAGGCUGCGGUUGUGGUGGCUGCGGCCAUGGCUGCGACUACGACUGCGGCAGUUGCAGCUGGGAAAGAAAGGAAAGGAAAGGGGGAAAAAGGGGCUGCGGACUGGAUUGCGGUCGCAGCGGCAGCGACUGCGUAUGCAGCAAUUAUGUCUGCGAGAGAAGGGAGGAAGGAAGGUAGUGCGGUGGAAGGGGCUGCGAUUGUGGCAGCGGCGGCAGCUGUGGCAGCUGCGUUUGGGAAAGAAAAAGAAGGAAUGAGAGUAAGAGAGAGCAGGUGACUGUGCCUCGAUGUUCGACACGUGAUGUAGUUACGAAGAAAGGAAGAAAACGGGAGCACAAAACGAAACAGAGAGAGGACACGGAGGAAAAGUAGAAAGAUUGGACUGGCACCUUCCUUGGAUAUUCAGAUCAAAAUAUUUGAAAGGUCAGCUUGUUACUCUUCGAGAUGUUUGAUUUGGGCUGAGGCAGUGGAUAGCUAUUCAGAGUGAUGGGCAAGUCUGGUUGGUUAUUACGAUAUUGUUGUAUAAGUAUGUUUUGUAUGUAAUGAAAUGUUGUCGAUGAACCGAAAUGGAUAUACUGUGUCAAAGUGUUAGGAGAUCUCUCUUAUUUGGAAUUUCUGAAUGUUAAGCCUAAUUUAUAAUGAUAUGAACUUGUGGUGAAUAGUUGGAGUUCUGAUUGUAUAAAUUAUUUAGCUUGUGGAUUUAUAAAUAUUGUUCAUGUUUGUCAA